This is a messenger RNA of Pyricularia grisea, 1362 nucleotides long. RefSeq lists its product as uncharacterized. The coding region runs from base 1 to 1362 and encodes 453 amino acids. The record is from RefSeq and is a predicted model, not a curated record. Gene Ontology annotation, molecular function: protein binding. The transcript is spliced from 3 exons. Lineage: Eukaryota; Fungi; Ascomycota; Sordariomycetes; Magnaporthales; Pyriculariaceae.
AUGGCAGAAAGGACUGUGAUGACCCUCAACAUGGGUUUCCCCAGUAGGCCGAGAAGGAACUGGCUACCGUGCCUGUAUCUGCUGCUGUGGCUUGUGAAACCAGAGCCAAUCGACCACGUCUCCAAGACACUAGAAACCAACAGCAGUAGUUCUGCCACUAUGUGUCGCUGGAACCCUCCCGGUCCUCUGCGUCCACGGAUGAGCGCAUCAUGCCCUCCCGCAGUGAACACCACCACCACAACCGCCCCCAUGACCAGGCGACCGUCGACGCCCUGGACGCAGACACCAUACUGCGUCGCCAGCGUCGACAAAGACAACGCAACGUCCCAACGAUACUGCACCUUCACCUCGGCGACGUUCCGGGCCGGCCGCGGGCUCAGCUUCGUCGGCACGCCCGAUGCGGCAGCUGCACUGGCCGACGCGCUGCUAUCGGAGCCGUGGCAUUCACCCUUUCCCUCUCACGUCGAUGUCCUCGCAGAUACCAACAGGAGCAGUACGUACGCCGUCGUCCCCAUGCCCGGCAAGGGGCUUGGCGUGGUGGCGACGAGGCACAUCCCGGCCGGCGAGAUCCUGAUGGCUGAUUACCCGUUGCUGAUCGCCGACGUUGCGGCGGGGCAUGGGGAGCUGCUGCGCCUUGCUGUGGAGAGGCUUCCGCUGCCUGAGAUGUUCUUUGAUCUGGCCCGGAGUCAUGGUGGAGGGGACGCUGUUGAGGAUGUGCUCAACACUAAUACGUUUGCGGUCGGGGUUGGGGAUGGGGAUUAUAUGGGUUUGUAUCCGGAGAUUGCGAGGAUAAAUCAUGCUUGCAGCCCCAACAGCUUCUCCCGCUUUCACCCGUCCGACUUGACCAUGGACGUCGGUGCCAUGCGGGACAUCAUGUCGGGGGAAGAGAUCACGAUAAGCUACAUACCCCUAGGCCUCCCAUCAUCUCACCGCGCCGGGCAGAUCCGCGCCUGGGGCUUCGCCUGCACAUGCGCCUUGUGCUCGACGCCCGCGGAGAACGACCUCUCGGACCGGUACCGCGAGCGGCUGGGCGGCCUGCGCGGGCGGCUGAUGCACGCCCACAAAGAGCUGACCGCGGAAGAGGUCCACGCCAUCGCCGAGGAGAUGAUGGAGAUCGUCGAGGUCGAGCGCAUCUCCCCUCAGCUGGGCGGGUACUGUGAGACGGUGGCGCAGGUACUGCUGGCCAAGGGCGACGAGAAAGGCGCGCUGCGGUACCUGAGGUUGAGCCUCGACGCGUGGCUGCUCUACGGCGGUGAGGACCAUGCUCAUGUGCCGAAUAUCAGGAGUAACCUGAGGGACCUGGAGGAUAGGGUUCUGAGGUCGCGGGGUUUAAAGGUGCGAAAGGAAUGUAGUCAUAGCUAG